AUGAAUACGAAUCUAGACGCGAUACUUGACGCGAAUAUGUAUGCGAACAUGGACGCGAAUACGGACUCGUACAUGGACGCGAACCUGGACUCGAAUUUGGGCGCGAAAAUGGAGUCGAACAUGGACGCAAAUAUGGUCGCGAACAUUGACUCGAACAUGGACUCCAGGAUGAACGCAACCAUCGAUACAAACAAGGACUCGGAUAUGAAUGCGAACAUCGAUGAGAACAUGGAGGCGAACGCGGACGCGAACAUGGACGCGAAUCUGGACGCGAACAUGGUUGCAAACCUGGACGCGAACAUGGGCUCUAAAAAGGACGCGAAAAUUGACGCAAACAUGAAUGCGAAUCUAAUCGCUAAACUUGACAUGAACAGGUAA
Molecule: messenger RNA, 378 nt
Organism: Symsagittifera roscoffensis
Lineage: Eukaryota; Metazoa; Xenacoelomorpha; Acoela; Convolutidae
Product: circumsporozoite protein-like
Exons: 1
Coding region: 1-378 (125 amino acids)
Source: RefSeq, a predicted model, not a curated record